GAGAGGCGUCUCAAUCUUGGUCUGGAUCUCUGGCUCUUGGCUUCAGUCUCCAGCGGGUCUUGAGUGUGAACGGACGUGAGCAGGGCAGAGAUCGGUGAACGCAGAUCGUACAUCGCAGAUCGCAGAUCGCAGUGUGAUCCAGUGGGCAGUGAUUCCAUAUAGCCUAGGCAAACAUUGCGACGACAUUUCCGAGUGCUUUCGAUCGUGGGAGCUCUUUAGUGGUAUCAGUGUGUGCGUGUGUGACACCUCUGCAAAUAUUGGCCAACGGUUAAUGGCCAUGAAGAAGCUCUAUGCCAAGACCUCGUUCACCAGCAAGAAGCCGACCAAUGUCUCGAAUUCCUCACCGAUUUUGGCCUAUCACCACCAUCAUCAGCAGCAGCAGCAGCAUCAGCAGCAGCAGCACCAGCCACAACUGCAUCCCAGCAGCAAUGGGAUGUGCGAGUUCCAGGUGGCUCCUGCUCCGCCGGGGGAGCUGCUAAUCCGACGCAGCCAGAGUAUGCAUCACAAGAUGUCACCUCCCGUCGGCGGUGGCAAGUCAGAGUAUUAUAGCAUAGAGGAGCUGCAGGAGCUGGAUCUGCUGGACUACCGCCAUCCCAUGUACCAUCACUACCAGCAGCAGCGCUACCACGAGCACGAGAAGCUGGUGCUGCAGUUGCCCAAGGCUGGACCCAUUUAUGAGGCGCCACAGCAGCAGAGAUCUCUUCAGCAGCAGCAGCAGCAGCAGGAUCAGAUGUUGUAUGUACCCAGGGACACAGCUGCAGGCACUGCCUCAUCGAUAGCCAGUUCAUCAUCCACUUUGACCUCAUCAUCCCCUAGCUCCUCUUCGUCUCUGAUCUUUUCCACUCUUCGGAAGUGCGUUUCCCCCUCGAAUUCACCCAAUUCCCCUGCUAUUCCCAGCCAAUCCUCUCGCUCGCAACCCUCCAAACUAGGCUGCUCCAUGUCGUUUUCAAUUAGAACCACAGCAGCAACAACAGCCACACUGCAGCAGCAGCAGCAGCAACAGGCACAGCAGCAACAUCAGCAGCAGCAGCAGCAACACAAGCCACAUCUCUAUAGCAACAUACAUCACUAUCUGCUCCAGCAGCAGCAGCAGAAACAACAUCACACAUUACAGCGUCGCCACAAUUCGGUCAAAGAUAAAUUCAUUGGGGGCAUUACAACGAUUUUUGCUGAGCAGAGCAUAAUCGGGGCUAGGGCCUCCGUGAUGGUGUACGAUGACAACCAGAAGAAGUGGGUGCCUUCGGGCACUUCGUCCGGACUGAGCAAGGUGCAGAUCUACCAUCAUCAGCAGAACAACACGUUCCGCGUGGUGGGGCGGAAGCUCCAGGAUCAUGAGGUGGUGAUCAAUUGCUCCAUCCUCAAGGGACUGAAGUACAACCAGGCCACGGCCACUUUUCACCAGUGGCGCGAUUCCAAAUUUGUCUACGGGUUGAACUUUUCGAGUCAAAGUGAUGCGGAAAACUUUGCCAGGGCCAUGCAUCAUGCCUUGGAUGUGCUCAGCGGCCGGGUGGCCAACAAUCCAGGUGGUCAGCCCACCAAUGGGAACGGCUAUGAGGAGGACAUGGGAUAUCGCACGAUGACCAGCGAGGAUGCGGCUAUUCUGCGGCAAAACAACGGCAUUGGCGGCCACACCACGCCCUCAGCUCAGACGCCCACCUCGCAGACCAACCAGAACAGCAUCCCCCAGAGCCCGCCGACGCCCCAGGGUCACCAUCGCACCAGCAGCGCCCCGCCGGCACCGCAGCCCCAGCAGCAGCAGCAACAGCAGCAGCAGGCGCAGCAAAUGGGUCAACCGGGCUCCCACUACGGACCCACCGGCAAUGGACCCACUUCGAAUGGCCUGCCGCAGCAGGUGAAUCCACAGAUACCGCCGGCACCGCAGCAGCAACAGCAGCAGGCGCCCCAGCAGCAGCAGCAGCAACAGUUUCAGCCGCAGCAGUACCAGCAGAUGGUCCAGGUCCAGGCGGGCUAUGCGCCCAACCAGGUGCAGUACCAGCAGCCCCACUACGUGCUCUCCAAUUCUAAUCCCAAUCUCACUGUGCAUCAAUACCCAACACAGCAGCAGCCCCAACAGCAGCAGCAGCAGGCGCCCCAGCCGCCGCCGCUCCAGAACGGCGGCAUGUACAUGGUGGGCCCACCCGGCCACCUGCCCAGCUCGGCGAGUGCCAACAGUGUGGUGUAUGCCAGCCAGCAGCAGAUGCUACCGCAGGCGCAUCCACAGGCGCCUCAGGCGCCCGCGAUGCCUGGUCCGGGCUACGGAGGUCCUCCAGGAGCCCCGCCCCAACAGCAGGUGGAGAAUCCUUACGGCCAGGUGCCCAUGCCGCCGCCCAUGAAUCCGUCACAGCAGCAGCAGCCCGGUCAGGUGCCGCUCAAUCGCAUGAGCAGCCAAAGCGGCGGCGGCCCAGUCGGACCGCCAGCUCCUGCUCCGCCCCCGCCGCCGCCCAGCUUUGGGGGAGCACCGGGUGCUCCGCCAGCGCCGCCACAGAUGUUCAAUGGCGCACCGCCGCCGCCACAGCCGCCGGCACCGCCCGCGCCGCCAGCCAUGGGCGUCGGACCACCACCGCCAGGUGGGCCAGGAGGCCCUGGAGCUCCACCUCCGCCGCCCCCACCACCAGGCUUAGGUGGAGCGCCCAAGAAGGAUGAUCCCCAGGCUGAUCUCAUGGGCUCGCUGGCCUCGCAGCUGCAACAGUUUAAGCUGAAAAAGAACAAGUCCACCACAUCUGCUCCGGAGAACAGUGGCAGCAGCACCUCCAGCGGAGGCAGCGGCAACUAUGGCACCAUUGGACGCAGCUCCAAUGGCAUGGCCUCGAUGAUGGACGAAAUGGCCAAGACGCUGGCCAGACGACGCGCCCAAGCCGAGAAGAAAGAUCCCGAGCCAGAACCCGAGGUGAAACAACGACCCUGGGAGAAAUCGAAUACGUUGCCCCACAAGCUGAGUGGUGGCGCUGGCAAUGGAUCGGCAAACCGGGGAGCGAAUGGCACCUCGGGCGGAGGAGCUGGAAGCAAUACAACGAAUAGCGGCGGCGAAUCACCACGGCCCAUGCGAAAGCGUUUUGGUAGUGCCAGCGAGGAGACCAUACUUAAGGUUAAUGGCGAUGGCCUGUCGCUGGCGCUGUCAAAUGGCGAGCUGGACACACUGAAGGCUGAGAUAGUGCGGGAAAUGCGACUGGAGAUCCAGAAGGUCAAGAAUGAGAUCAUAGAUGCUAUCAAAUCGGAGUUCAAUCGCAGAUAGAUCAAAGUACUUUUACGUUAAGCGCCAAACGGGUCACCGAAACUCCUCUACAACUCCCACCGAAUGCGCUGGCAGAUCAGGAUGGGGAGUCAGGAGAGGAGCAGAGCAGAGGCAGCCGGGGCGUGUAAUUUAAGACAUUCGCAAAGUAUUUCGAUGAUCGAGGCUCGCAACAUUGCCAGAAUGUUGACGGAUCGGUCAGCGAGGAAGAGAAUACGCAUACUUAUGAUGCACUUGCUCUAGGUUAACACAAACAAAAACACAAACGCCGAGAGGUGGAGAUAAACGUUUAGUCAAAGUAAUUAUAUAUUUUAAACUGGAAGGAAGACACACUUUUCCAAGUUAUGUAACUAAUAACUCAAACCCCUGUUGUACAUUAUUCUUUGCAUAUAUAAGUCUUUUUUAAGCCAACUUUUUAGUGUGAGAACAAAAGAUAAUUGCUUGCAACCGGUAUCGUAUGUAUCCCUAACUAAAGAUAAUUUAAGGGAUAGGAUAUGUAGCUUUCAUACAUUUGAUUUGCACAUUCUCUUUUUCAAGAGAUCCUGGAAGGCAUACAAUUCGUAUGGCGUUACGCGUCUAAUUCUUUAUAUUGUCCUUUGACCCUACCCACUCUCUUUCGUUUGUUAUGAGAUUUCCUCCAUAUGUUUCGUACCCAGAAAAGAAAAAAAAUCAAAAUGAACAACGUUUGUAAUUAAACUUGGAACGUAUC
Messenger RNA from Drosophila serrata, 3938 nucleotides. It is a transcript of the gene ena, whose product is annotated as ENAH actin regulator enabled. Lineage: Eukaryota; Metazoa; Arthropoda; Insecta; Diptera; Drosophilidae. Gene Ontology annotation, molecular function: SH3 domain binding. The record is from RefSeq and is a predicted model, not a curated record.